CCACCCGGCAGGGAUCUCGUCUCCGACAGAAGCGAAGCCAGAAAGCCCCUGCCCAAGUCCUACCACCCACCGGCACUCAACCCCCAUGGCCUUUGACCUCAGGGCGAGCGACGCCCAGUCAGGUGCCCUCUGUUGUUAGCAAUGUAGGGUCAACAUCCGGGCCUCGUAACCGACAACAGCCUCCGAGGUAGAAUGAAGGCUCCGCCCCUCGAGCAACCGCCCGCGCUGGUCACCGAAGCCCCUCCCCAUCCCGAUGCUGAUUGGACGAUUGUGUGAGCGCGGACCCGCGAUUGGUGCAGAACUCAAAACAUGACCAACAAGAUAUAUAGCCAAUGUUCAGAGCUAAUUUGGCUAGAGCUGGAAUACAAUUGUCUACAGCAUAUCCACAAGGAAUCGGAAAAGUCAAUCUAAUGGCUAACAAGAAAGAACCUCCGUUCUUUAAUGAAGAUAACGUGGGACCAUUUUACUACAAACUUCCUUUCUACGAGACUAUGGAGCUCUUCAUUGAGACACUGACGGGGACAUGCUUUGAGUUGAGGGUUUCACCUUUUGAAACUGUCAUCUCUGUGAAAGCUAAAAUUCAAAGAUUAGAAGGCAUUCCUAUCUGUCAGCAACACUUAAUUUGGAAUAACAUGGAGCUUGAAGAUGAUUAUUGUUUGAAUGAUUACAACAUUUCAGAAGGUUGUACUUUGAAACUAGUAUUAGCUAUGCGUGGUGGACCAAUUAAUACUAGAAGAGUUCCAAUGGAAGACCCUCUUAGGGAAAUGGCUGAAUACAUGGACUCCAGUCGUGAUGAGGUCUGGGAGAAGGCCUCAUGCAACAAACAAGUCACUUUUUUGGUGUACCGAGAAGGAGAUCAGUUGAAUUUCUUCCGUGUAGUAGAUAGGGGAGAUGGCACUUUAACACCAUUAUCUGAAUCUUUAAGUGGUGGUUCAGUUUAUAAUUUAUAUACAGAUGAUGAUGAAGACAUCGAGCCUUCUCCCUCUGGGCAACAAAUAAUUGAAAAUUCAAUCACUAUGAAUAAAAUGAAGCUGCUAAAGGCUAAAAUGGAGACCAUGAACCUCAGUAAAAAGCCUAAGAAAACUGUCAAGGUAAAACCUCGCCCACCUAUGGCUCCUCGGCCUUCCAGUGGUUCCAUGGCAGCUGCUCGUCACAGAUUGUUGAGAGUCCUCCCCCACAUUGGACAGUCUUGCCUGCCUCCACCUGGGAAUUCAUAUCCUACUGAGCCUUCCCAGAAUACACUUUCAGCCUUGGCUACUUUGGCCACUGCUGGUAGACCUAUACCAUCUAUCUCUACUGAUUUCCUUAAGGAAGAUGAUAACUGGGAGAACACCACACUCUCCCAAUCGAUCAGUAGCAUUAAACUACCAGCUAAAAUAUCACAUGUUGAAUUAGAAAACACUAAACCACCCAUACCAGAUGCUGUCCUCCCUCUUGUGUCAUCUCUGUCCACCCAAACAGAAAUGUUUUCAGAAAAUUUAGUAUCUAAAACAGAAGACAACACGGUCAUAUUUCCAAAUGUGGAAUUAUGUGCCACUGAAGAAUCUCUUUUACCUGAAAUGGAUGCAUUUGCUUUGUUAGCAGAAGGAAAUGUGGUGGAACAAUAUAGUGAUCUGGACAACACAGAGAAGGUAAACCAAGACUUUGUACUGACCGAUAGGGAUAAAGAGAUUAGAACUCCAGAGCAGCAUCAUAAGCCUGGUGCAAGAAUGCUGAAUUCAGAGACCAUGGAAACUUCGGUUCUGAACCCUCGUGAAUUAAGCCCUCAGAAGAACAGACUCUUGUCACCUCUUCGGUAUUCUGCCCCAUUAACACACCACAGUUCUCUAGGGAAACCACAAAGACAGGCCAAAUGCUUUGAGACUGGUAACCUCAGGUCCCCUGCCUCACAAAAUGUGUUUCGAUCAUUGGAUGUCCGAAAUAUAGCUGAUCCUUCCUUUCCUAGGACUACUAGAUUUCGUGGUGUUAAAGUCGACUCACCUGGUAAAAGAUCUGAUAUCAUUUCCAAAGGCGAGGCUAGGGACAUUACAGAAAUGGCUAACAAGGCAUCCAAAGAGCCUGUUGGUUCUGUAAACAACAUAGGUUUUCUUGCUUCGCUGGCACGAAGUGCGAGCAGAGAUAGUUUACAGAGCUCAUGUGGGGCCAGCAGGCUUCGGACUUCUGGCAUUGCACUAUCUACAAAUCUCCAGCAUUUUCAGGAAGAAAGCUUUAGGAAGAGCUCUCCCCAACUUGAACCUGCUGACUUUUUUCUAUCUACCCAUGGGCUUGGAUUGAAUGGAAAUAAUACAUCAGCAGGGAAAAGAGUAGGUGAAAAUACCCAUCAUCUUCCCCCUGUGAAAGCCCCUGUUCAGACCAAAAAGAAAACAUCCAAGCAUUGCUUUCUUUGUGGCAAGAAAACGGGACUAGCCACCAGCUAUGAAUGCAGAUGUGGAAACAAUUUCUGUGCAACUCAUCGAUACGCAGAAACCCACGGCUGCACUUACGAUUACAAGAGUGCAGGAAGGAGAUAUCUACAGGAGGCAAAUCCUGUUGUUAGUGCACCAAAACUUCCAAAAAUCUAACUAUGGUGGCACUGCCAGAGAAAAUGGAUUAUUAAUGACAGAAGAAGUAUUGCUUAGACUGAAUUAAUUUUGUUCGACUCCAAAAAAAAAAAAAAAAAAAAGAUUUGCCAAGUAACAAAAAG
Messenger RNA from Sarcophilus harrisii (Tasmanian devil), 2683 nucleotides. It is a transcript of the gene ZFAND4, whose product is annotated as zinc finger AN1-type containing 4. NCBI's taxonomy places the organism in Eukaryota, Metazoa, Chordata, Mammalia, Dasyuromorphia, Dasyuridae. Bases 333 to 2561 code for a protein of 742 amino acids. Gene Ontology annotation, molecular function: protein binding; zinc ion binding. The record is from RefSeq and is a predicted model, not a curated record. The transcript is spliced from 10 exons.